GCAGGCUAAAAAGGCUACCAGUAUUCAGCCAAAAAUCAGCUCUCAAGCAGAAAAAGUGUUGCAGAAGAUAAAGGAAUUACAGUCAGAAAUAAAUACUGCUCAGCUGGAACUUGGAAAGAAAGAGAACAGCACCAAGUUUUUCGAUGCAGAAAAUCAAGCCAUGCAUAAACGUCUGCAAACUCUAUCAGAUGCAAAUACUAGAGAAAAGCUACUAUUAAUGGAGGAUGCUACAAAGCUGAAGAAACUUGCUGAGAUUGUCAUUCAGGAUAUUUCACACAAAGAAGCAGAGCUACUAGAAGUCCAGCAAGAGCUACAGAGGGCCAUGAAUUCCACGAAAGAAAAACAGCAUAAUCGCCAUCAUUUGGAAAACGAACUCCACCAGCAGAUUCAACACCACCAGGAUAUGGAAGCAAAGCUUGUGGAAAAUAGAUCAGAAUGUGUAAGAGUGCAGGCGUUGCUCCACCAGCUAGAGAAGAAAUACCUUACUAGCUCCCAGUCCAUGCAGCAGCAUAUUGCUAAAGAACUUCGAGAGGAAGCUGAAAAACUAAGACAGCAGCUCAAAGAAAAAGAACUUUCUGCUGAUGAGGAUAAAUAUUUACGCAACAAAAUGGCAGAAGAUUGUGGAUAUCUGACAAAAGAAAAUGGCUUCUUACAGUCUCAGGUUCUGGAAGCCACCAGGCAACUAGAUAGAGAGAGGCAGCUGAGAGAGGAGGAAAGCACCUGCCGUACAAGGAUUUCUGAGCUAGCCUGUGAAAAGGAGAAAGAACGACAACUUGAGAUGGAGCUCACUUACCUGAAGAGACUAUUGCAGGAUGAAAGACAGAAGGCUCUUACUGCACAAGAGAAGGUACUACGUCUCCAGCAAGAAAGGAAAUCUGUAAAUCUAAAUGGACAGUCACUUCAGAGCCAGCUAAAAGAUUUAGAAAGGAGAUGGUCAAGAGCUCAACUGGAAAAUUCAAAACUGCAAACAGAAAAAACGCAUUUAGUAGAACAUAUUUCUCAGUUACAUAAACAGAUUUCUGAGAAAGAAGAUGAAAUCCGUCGCAUGCAUGGACAUGUUAAUACUAUGUCCUAUGACCUGACUACUCUGAAAUCUCAAGUGGAAACAGAACAUAGCUUGCAGAGAGAAAGAUGGAAAGAGUUCUCCAAUAUUCUAACAGCAUACAAGUCACCUGCUAAAUGAGGUCUAUUUAGGGAAGUAGUUACUGAAAGUGAGCUAACCUAAUCAUUUUAAAAAUGAAACUGAUACUAACAAUUAGUUCCUUAAAUUCCCAUUGUAUAAAAAAAAAAAAGUAAAGUGUCCUGAUGCACCUAUAUAAGGCAUACUGCUCUUCAAGAAUAGUAUUCUGCAUUUCUACAUAGCAAAUGAAACUAAAUCCUAUCAGAAUCACUUGGAACCUGGGGAGAUGGGCUAAAAACACUGAAUGGAGGCAGCAUGCUCAGCCCUUGUGAAGCUGGCUUCAAAUUAAUUAAAAAGCAACCUAUUUGGCCACUUCAAGGAGUGGUAUUUUUGUAAUUGCAAAGGUAGUCCCAUGCAGUCAUCACUCCUGCCCUAACCAAGGUGACAGGCUCUGUCACGAGCAGUAAAGGCUGAUUCCCCACUCCGGCACUUCGAGUGCAGAAGGUGGGGGCCCGCAAGGAAUCUAAAAAUUAAUACUGGCCACUCCAGGUUGGUAUUAAACUCCCAAGGUUACAGCUUCUCCCUGACCUUGGAUGGGUAGAUGCUGCCACCACCCAAAUGCAAAACCCCUUGGAACCCAGGAAGGCACACUUCGGAAUUCCUUCCUGUAGGGUACCCUCAAUCCCUUUUCACCCUGCCUCCAGGGAAGAGCUGAGAAAGAAAAGGGAAAUUAGCUGUUACCCCCAGCUAAUUAAACAACAUAUGCACAAU
This is a messenger RNA of Mauremys mutica (yellowpond turtle), 1891 nucleotides long. RefSeq names its product trichohyalin-like. Lineage: Eukaryota; Metazoa; Chordata; Testudines; Geoemydidae. The transcript is spliced from 8 exons. The record is from RefSeq and is a predicted model, not a curated record. Bases 161 to 1183 code for a protein of 340 amino acids.